This is a messenger RNA of Terrapene triunguis (Three-toed box turtle), 1325 nucleotides long. Its product is annotated as WD repeat-containing protein 54. Gene Ontology annotation, molecular function: protein binding. The record is from RefSeq and is a predicted model, not a curated record. The annotation marks the transcript as partial. Gene Ontology annotation, biological process: sperm axoneme assembly; cilium assembly; cilium-dependent cell motility. The transcript is spliced from 8 exons. NCBI's taxonomy places the organism in Eukaryota, Metazoa, Chordata, Testudines, Emydidae.
GCCUCCUGGUGUGUCCUGCCUUCUCGAGUUCUCCUAGUCCUGACCUCUCAGAAAGGCAUCCAGAUGUACGAGUCAGACGGCUCCAUCAUGGUUUAUUGGCAUGCCCUGGAUGUCUUGGAACCACCGCCAGCCCAGGCAGUGUUUGCUCGAGGGAUCGCUGCUGCCAGUGGGCGCUUCAUCUGUGUGGGGACUUCGUCGGGACUGGUGCUGGUGUUUGACAUCCCCAGCAAGGGAACAAACAUCACGCUGAGCGAGGUCCUGCAGGAGCAUCGCGACUCCAUCACUGACAUCGCCUCGGAGGUCGGUGAGAACCCGGAUGGGGCUGCUGACCUGGUGACUGCGGAUGACUCUGGGGCCCUGUGUGUCUGGAGAUCCAAGGAGGAGUUCUCCCUGCUCACCAAAAUCUCUGCCUUUGGGUGGACCUGCUCCUCGGUGAAGCUGUGGAACGGGGUCAUUGCUGCUGGCUAUGGGAAUGGGCAGAUCCGGCUGUACGAGGCCACGAGCGGGGCCCUGCGUGCCACGGUCAGCGCCCACGCUCGCUGGAUCUACGCCCUGGACGUGGCCCCCCUGACGGGGAAGCUGCUGUCGGGUGCCGAGGAUUCCUAUGUCCAGAUCUGGAAACUCAGCCGGAGCCCAGACACCGGCGACAUCGAGAUCGAGCACUGCCACUCGGAGUGCGUGACUGACACCCAGCUCUGCGGCGCCCGCUUCUGUGACCCUGAGGGAAACUCCUUCGCUGCAACCGGCUACGACCUCAGCGAGAUCGUCCGCUAUGGCCAGGUCUAGGCUGCCCCGCUGCAGGGGGGCUUUGAGCAUAGGGCGUGGAGGUACCUGCAGGCACUGUGCUGCUGCAGCAUGUUCCAGCCCCCCUGCUAAUGGGCCGCUGCAGCUGUGACUCAGGGACUCUGUGCAGACCCCUGGCUCCCGUUGCACAGGGGCUGGGGCAGCUGCAUGCAGCUGAGGAUGCCCCUCACCUGGGUGGAGAUCAGACAGGUGGGAGAGUAGGAUCAGACAGGUGGGGGGACAUGCACAAAGAAGGGGGGGCCCAGAUCUCUUCAAACUUCAGAGUCCCUCUGGCCAGACGCCUGCCCACACCCCAUGGCUGCUCAUCUCCCCCCUCUCCUGCCUCCAUGACCUUUCUUCCCUGUGGGCAGGCAGCUGCCGUGUCCUGCCUGCCACAGCUCUGUCGUGCUGGGCCCCUUGCCCAAGGCCUCUGCAGGCUGUGAUUCCCCUCUGCUCCUGUAUGGAGACCAGAGCCUGGAGAGGUGCAGAGCCGGGCCCCCGGGCAGGCCCUGAGUUGGGGGGUAGGGACAGUAGCUGAGGAG